AUGCGGCAGAAUGGCGAACAACAGACUCCCCCGACUACAGAUGUGAAUCAUCUAAUUAAUACACCUUUACUUGUGUUCUUUGGAGAUUCCAAUAAUGUGCAAAACACAGUAACUUACCCUCCUGAAAUAGCCGAGUCUUGGGACCGGACUCUCUACGAAUCCAUGUUCGGCAAUGGCUUCGACGGGAAUUUCGCGUCUUUAGAUGGCACAGCCAACAAGGCUUAUAUACCUCCUGUAGAUUAUCAAUCAGAGAUGGCGUCUUUCUCCAACUUUUCGGUAGCCGCUUCACCAGCCGGAGCCUUUUCCUCAUCUGGGAGACAGGAGACCGCCAUAAACAGUAGCACACCGGCUUCUCUAGGAGAUGCCGGCACUAGUCAGGAUCCGAUGUUUGAAGUCGAUCGCGGGAUAUCCGAGAGCGAUACGCAACGGCUUGCCAAGAUUAACCUCGAUUCAGUUAACCAUGUUGGCCAGAUUGGACGAGGGUCUCCCGAAAUUAGUCUUAACACACUUGUUACGCUUAUCGACACGUCAGACGACUUUUCCGGAACUCCAAUUCACAGUAUACUGAGAAGUAGCCGCGAGCUUGUCGACGUUAUAUGCGGGCUUUCGAAUGCGAAUAAGAAAGCGAACCCAGGUGCCGUCGCAUGGUUCCUCCCCGAGGACGCCGGAAUCAAGAUCUGA
Molecule: messenger RNA, 681 nt
Organism: Daldinia caldariorum
Lineage: Eukaryota; Fungi; Ascomycota; Sordariomycetes; Xylariales; Hypoxylaceae
Exons: 1
Coding region: 1-681 (226 amino acids)
Source: RefSeq, a predicted model, not a curated record